AUGCUUGCUGAAAAUUUCGAUCAUGCUAGCCAAGACUUGUACGAAGCUAUCAGAAGAGAAGAAUAUCCUUCGUGA
Molecule: messenger RNA, 75 nt
Organism: Debaryomyces tyrocola
Lineage: Eukaryota; Fungi; Ascomycota; Pichiomycetes; Serinales; Debaryomycetaceae
Source: the annotation of a GenBank genome assembly